Medioppia subpectinata is the source of this 1000-nucleotide messenger RNA. The record is from the annotation of a GenBank genome assembly. Lineage: Eukaryota; Metazoa; Arthropoda; Arachnida; Sarcoptiformes; Oppiidae.
CGAGACUUACAUUCAAAAUGUGCUCAAAAGGUGUCAAACAAUACAAUCAAUUGGUUUACCAUUGGAUUCACUGAAAGCGAUCUUCGCUUGUAUUGGGACACAAACUCAUUGACCGACACAUAGUCUUCGUCCGCUAAUAGCCGUAAACGUGAUAAUAGGACACCGAUUGUACUCAUGAGCGCAAUGUCUGCACCGCUACGGAACUCGUCGACCACCGGUUGGCCUAAAGGCCAGAUUCCCACUCAAUAUACGGGCAAAUACUUGACUACAAACAGCAUUUUGUCCGUCACUGUCAACCGUACCAUCAAUUUGUAUCCGUUGACUAACUAUACGUUCGGAACAAAGGACGCGCUCUUCGAGAAGGACCCGUCAGUUCCGGCGCGCUUUCAACGAAUGCGAGACGAGUUCGAGAAGAUUGGCCAACGAAGAAGCGUUGAGGGCGUCCUCUUAGUCCACGAACACAAACUGCCGCACGUAUUGCUCCUCCAAUUGGGCACCACUUUCUUCAAGCUUCCCGGCGGCGAACUCAACCCCGGAGAGGACGAGUUGGACGGACUCAAGCGACUCAUGACAGAGACAUUGGGCCGUCAAGACGGCGGUACCAACGAGUGGGACGUGGAGGACACUGUGGGCAACUGGUGGCGGCCCAACUUCGAGCCGCCACAGUAUCCCUACAUUCCUCCGCAUAUCACAAAACCCAAAGAACAUAAGCGACUGUUUUUGGUUCAGUUGCCGGAGAAGGCGCUGUUCGCUGUGCCCAAGAACUACAAACUAGUGGCCGCGCCGUUGUUCGAGCUCUACGACAACGCCCAGGGAUACGGACCCAUCAUCUCGAGUCUGCCGCAGGCUUUGAGUCGUUUUAAUUUUAUUUAUAUGUGAAAAUCGUCGCACAGUUUCCCCAUUCAUAAUAAUUAGCCAUUCAUUUAACGAGUUUUUGAGUGACAUUAAAACGAAUGAUUGUUCAAUAAAUUUGUACCAUUUAUUGUAUUUUUUACGAAAC